AUGUUGUCUCUUGGAAUAUUGAACGACUCCCCCACCAAAUUCAACAAGGAUAUCUUGAACAUUAAGCUCAAUGUGUUCAAGUUUUUGAACACGAUCUUCUACAGCAAGGAUAAGCUUUUCCCACCGUUAAAUAGGGCUAGCUUUCCAGGAUUGGUCAGUAGAGGGGCCGUGGCAUGUGCGGCCGAUGAUUUGGAACUUUUCAGCACCAAUACAUUUGAUUUCAGCUAUGAGUUAGGAACCGCAAACUACAAUUCCAACGCUUGUUUCGACAAUAAUUUACUGGCAUUCAAAUACGGUGCCGGAGAAGAGAAACAGAAACCCGAAAGGUAUCCUUCGUUAGAAGAACCGUACGAGUUUUACUCUUCAAGUGAAGGGUUCGUAAGUCCUGAGGAGGACGAUUCGUGGAAAAGCGGCUUCAAAAAGAGAAAACACGAAGAAGAUGCUUCUAAUACGUCUUCGGAAGCUGCUACCAACAUCAGAUUUCAGUAUGAUAUGGAUCCGUUGUCAUACAAUAAUCUGUCGCUCUACGAUGUUGAUCGUUUAUUUAACGAUUUGAUCCAAGAUUUACCCAAACCACAGCCAUAUCACCACGACCAGUCUUCCCAUCAGCUAAUGUCUUCAGUUUCACAACCCUCAAAUCACACUUUGCAUUCUAUUCCAGACUUUGCUACUGAACAAACUAAUUCGCCCACAGGGAAGAAGCUUCAAUCUCAACCUAAAUAUAAUGAGGGAACUACGAAUAAUAAAGACGACGAUUUAUUGAAACAUAAAUGUCCGCAUUGCGAGGCCAAUUUCAAGGUCAAGGGAUAUUUAACCCGUCAUGUUAAGAAGCACAACUCAUUAAAAGCAUUCAAAUGUCCGUUCUAUAAAGAUCCUGGUAACGAAGCAACCGGCACAAAAUGUCACCCUACAGGUGGCUUCUCUAGAAGGGAUACUUAUAAGACCCAUUUAAAAGCUUUACAUUUUAUUUACCCUCCCGGAACCAAAUCAAGCGAAAGAAGCUCGGUCAGUGGUCGCUGUGCGGGAUGUUUCCAGUAUUUUGAAAAUAAUAUGAAAUGGUUAGAUACCCAUAUCGAAAACGGUCACGGCUGCCAAGGGUCAGCUAAGGAUGAAUUGAAAGAAGAGUUUUAA
Debaryomyces hansenii CBS767 is the source of this 1131-nucleotide messenger RNA. RefSeq names its product Stp1p (gene STP1). Gene Ontology annotation, molecular function: RNA polymerase II cis-regulatory region sequence-specific DNA binding; DNA-binding transcription factor activity, RNA polymerase II-specific. Gene Ontology annotation, cellular component: nucleus. Bases 1 to 1131 code for a protein of 376 amino acids. The transcript has a single exon. Lineage: Eukaryota; Fungi; Ascomycota; Pichiomycetes; Serinales; Debaryomycetaceae. The record is from RefSeq and is a predicted model, not a curated record. Gene Ontology annotation, biological process: regulation of transcription by RNA polymerase II.